UAUGCCAACAAGCCGAUUAUUGAAGGCUACUGAGCCCUGUCUGUCAAUUUGUGUCCGUCCUCUGAUGGUCAUACAAAGGGAGACGAAAUACAUCCGCGGACCAAGUUUUCAUUCUCUACGACGCGGAGGAGGCCCUAUCCAGGACAGGAAAGUACUUUUUUUACACUGUAACUUUUUAUGGAUAUAUUAUGUGAAACUCGGGCUGGGGAAGUCACUGUUUCUGUUAUACAUGAUUUUGAGACAAAAUAGUUGUGGUAGUAACUCUACAGAGUUCUGAAAGUGAUCUCCCUUUACUUAAUUGUGUUUUUUUAGGUUCAUUUGGUGACACUGUUUUUGUUUGUUUUUUUCAACUAGUUGCACGGAAUUUCAUUUUUUAUAAUCUGCUUGAAAGUGCUUUAAGGAUAGCUAUUUUUCUUAAUGAAGAAGUGAAAGAAAUCUGAUAAAUGAGCAGCUGCAGUUACAUUUAACAGUAAGUUAAAAUCAGGCCACUACAAGCCAAAUCAACAGCAGAGCAAGCUUAGCCUUUUUAAAAGUUCAGUGGAGGGGUAAUGAAAAUGACAAGCCUCUCCAGGAGUACAGAUGACCAAAGAAACAUUGGUGAGAGUCCAUCUCACAUACCUGAGAACCCCAGGUACCGCAGCUGGGGCAGCAUCCGCUUCUCGAGAUGGAGAAGUGGCUCCCAGAGGGCGAGCCCUCCUGGUACCCCCUCCUCGAAGUCAGAGAAGAAGGCGGAUGUGACCAAGACGCUCUUCUCCUUGGUUCAGACUCACAAUGACGACUACACAGCAGAUCCAGAAGGCCUGCUGGAAACCAAGGAGGAGGGCGAGGAGGGCAAGGAGGGCAAGGAGGGCGAGGACGUUGGGCCCGCAGAAGACGAGUCCAACUAUUUCCAGAAGCAGUUUGGGUCAAUGCUGCAGCCCGGGGUCAACAAGUUCUCCCUGCGCAUGUUCGGCAGCCACAAGGGUGUUGCAGCUGAGCAGGCCAGGGUCAGGAGCUUCGGAGUGUGGAUCAUCCAUCCCUACAGUGACUUCAGGUUUUACUGGGACCUUGUGAUGCUGCUGUUGAUGAUGAGCAAUCUGGUCAUCUUGCCGUGGGGAAUCACCUUCUUUGAAGACCAGAACACCAUGCCCUGGAUCACCUUCAAUGUCCUGUCGGACACUCUCUUCCUCAUGGACCUGGUUUUCAAUUUCCGUACGGGCAUCCCGGUAGAGGACAGUCACAUCAUCCUGGACCCCAAAGAGAUCCGCAUUCAUUACCUGCGCACCUGGUUCAUGGUGGACUUCAUCUCCUCCAUCCCUGUUGACUACAUCUUCCUUGUUGUUGACCUGGAGUCCCUGCAGGAGUCGUCUGAUGUGUACCGCACAGCCCGCGCCCUCCGCAUCGUGCGCUUCACCAAGAUCCUCAGUCUGCUACGUCUCCUCAGACUGUCUCGCCUCAUCCGCUACAUUCACCAGUGGGAGGAGAUUUUCCACAUGACUUAUGACCUGGCCAGUGCUGCGGUGCGAAUAGUCAACUUGAUAGGCAUGAUGCUGCUGUUGUGCCACUGGGAUGGCUGCCUGACCUUCAUGGUGCCGAUGCUGCAAGACUUCCCCCCAGACUGCUGGGUAUCCAAGAAUGACAUGGUGAAUUCUACAUGGCACCUACAAUACUCCUAUGCCCUGUUUAUGGCCAUGAGUCACAUGCUGUGUAUAGGAUACGGGGCGCACGCCCCAGAAGGCUUGACUGACGUUUGGCUCACCAUGAUCAGCAUGGUGGUGGGGGCCACCUGCUACGCCAUGUUCCUGGGUCAUGCAACUACCCUGGUCCAGUCAUUGGAUGCAUCACAUCGCCAAUACCAAGAGAAGUAUAAGCAGGUGGAGCAGUACAUGUCCUUCCAUAAACUGCCCGCGGACGUAAGACAGAGGAUCCAUGAUUAUUACGAGCAGCGAUUCCAAGGCAAGAUGUUCGAUGAGAACAGUAUCUUUGGAGAGCUCAGUGAUCCGCUGAAGGAGGAGAUUGUCAGCUAUAACUGCCGUGGGCUUGUAGCCAACAUGCCACUGUUCGCCAACACUGACCCUCAUUUUGUGACAGUGAUCCUGACCAAGCUGCGUUUCGAAGUCUUCCAACCUGCAGACUUGAUCAUAAGAGAAGGAACGCUGGGUCGUAAAAUGUACUUCAUCCAGCACGGCAGCGUCACUGUCAUACCACGUGGCAGUAGGGAGAUUACGCUCAACGAUGGAGCAUAUUUUGGAGAGAUCUGCCUUCUGACCCAAGGACGACGCACAGCCACUGUGAAGGCGGAAACAUACUGUCGCCUUUACUCCCUGAGUGUGGACAGUUUCAACGAAGUCCUGGAGGAGCAUCCUCUGAUGAGGAGGGCGUUUGAGAGCGUGGCUGUGGACCGCCUGGACCGAGUGGCUCGCAAACUCAGUGUUGAGCCACCUUCAGAUGAAUGACUUACUCAGUACCAAGAGAGAGAGACUCCUGCCUGAAAUGUGGAGGAUAUUUGUCUCGCUUUGACUGAACUUGACCACGAUACAAAGAAAUCUUUGAUGUACAUUGUAACAUUUGCUCUCUCAUUAAUGCUGAGUGACGGAGACUCUUGUUUUUAUUUAUUAACACAUUAGUGCUGCACUUUGUUGAAACUGUUGCUCCUUCAGAUGAUUUCAAUUUGUUUAUUGGAUCUUAAGUCGUUAUCUAAAAUCAUAAUUUAAGAUAAGAUAAGAUGUACUUUAUUAAUCCCAAUUUGGGCAUUUUUUUGUGUUGCAGCAGCAUAAAACAAAAGGCAUUGCACAUAAUAACAAAUUAAAAGAGUAGAAAAAACUAUUCUAAAAUAUAAACAUUUCAAAAUAGAAAUAAAAAAGCAUUAGAGAGUAAGACAAAUAUACAGAUGACCAAUUUCUGGUAAAUCUUUGUACAUAUUUCAUGUUAGAGUCAUGGUUCAGUUAACAAAUGAGAACAUCUCUAGUUUCUUCAGCAAUUUAUUUUUGGGGUGAUUUAAAUGCUUUUCCCCGAAUGGCAAGCCACAACAUUGACUUUUACUAAUGUUAAUACUGCUUUUCAUUUGCUUGUAUGCUUUCUAACACUGCAGUUCCAUUAUACAUUGCUUUAUUUAUACGAAAGCAGGAGCACCAUCUGGGCGAUGUAGCGCUGAUUCCAGUGAUCCCUCAGGUCUGUGGGAUGCAUCAAGUCUCGGAUUAACACUAAUGUUUAAAAAGCUGCUGUUACGUAAGAACGCUAAAUGUACAGAGACAAAUUGUACACAGUUAGACACCAAUGUUUAAAUUGCCACAUUUUCUGGUACACAAAGAGGUAUCCAAUAUUAUGUUAUGUAUACUUUAUUUUCAAAUAGCACCUUAGUCUGUUUUAGGGUUGCAAAAUUACGGGAAUUUUCAAAAUUGAAGGUUGGCUCUUCAUAGGGAACUUAAAUAUAGUUGGGGAAAGUAUAUUUUAGCAUAAUCUUGACUAAAACAAACAGAUGCCAUUCAAGUACACUUGAAUAUCCAUGCCAUAGCACACUGCUUACUGCAUGGCUAUUGAGCCCACACCACCUACAGCCACUGUGCAUUCCUCCAUCACAUGCACAGAUGAGUAAUAUUUAACUCAACAUUCCUGUUUUCGUUCUUCAAUUAAACAAAUAAUUGUUCAAUAAAAUAAUUAAAACUUGUUCUGUUCUACUU
Messenger RNA from Gymnodraco acuticeps, 3659 nucleotides. It is a transcript of the gene hcn3, whose product is annotated as hyperpolarization activated cyclic nucleotide-gated potassium channel 3. Gene Ontology annotation, molecular function: voltage-gated potassium channel activity. Gene Ontology annotation, biological process: potassium ion transport; transmembrane transport. The coding region runs from base 549 to 2435 and encodes 628 amino acids. The transcript is spliced from 7 exons. Lineage: Eukaryota; Metazoa; Chordata; Actinopteri; Perciformes; Bathydraconidae. The record is from RefSeq and is a predicted model, not a curated record. Gene Ontology annotation, cellular component: membrane.